This is a messenger RNA of Symbiodinium natans, 1218 nucleotides long. The record is from the annotation of a GenBank genome assembly. NCBI's taxonomy places the organism in Eukaryota, Dinophyceae, Suessiales, Symbiodiniaceae.
AUGAAGCUUCCUGUCGUGUGCGUGCUGCCUGCCCUGGCCGCAGCAGCCUGCCCCUACAUGGACCAGGCUGUGCCACCCGCAAGCAGCCUUCCCGUGGCUGUGCCGGACGCAGCGACCUAUGCGGCAGCGCUCCCGAGCUUGGACAUCAAGGCUCUGGAGCAAGACCUGACGCAUGCCAUGACUGCCAGCAAGACCUGCUGGCCUGCGGAUGGCGGCCAUUACGGUGGUCUCAUGAUCCGCCUGGCCUGGCAUUGCUCCGGCACCUAUCGGGACACGGAUGGAAGGGGCGGCUGCUCCGGCGCCCGAAUCCGCUUCCAGCCCGAGAUCGGAUGGAUGGACAAUGGCAACCUGGACAAGGCCUUGUCCCUCCUCGUCGCCAUCAAAAACACAUAUGGUGAUGCCUUGAGCUGGGGUGACCUCAUCACUUUCGCGGGUACGGUCGCUGUCCGCUCCAUGGGUGGACCCACUCUCCCUCACUGCUUCGGUCGCAUCGACGAAAAAGAUGGCGCCAACAGCGAGAUCUUCGGCACCACGGCAAAUUGGUCAGCGACCGGCUGCGAGACGCAAGGUGAUUGCCAGAAGCCUCUGGGUGCAACCACUGUGGGUCUCAUCUACGUGAAUCCGGAAGGCCCCUUGGACAACGCAACCGGUCGCCAGAACCCGGAUCCAGUGGCGAGCGGCGCUGAGAUCCGCGAGGUCUUCGGGCGCAUGGCCAUGAACGACACAGAGACUGCGGCACUGAUCGCCGGCGGCCACGCCUUCGGGAUGUGCCAUGGUCACACCAGCGGCUUCGAGGGACCCUGGACGAAGACACCAAGCUCUUGGACCUACGACUUCAUCCACGGCAUGCUGGAGGAUGAGUGGGAGAAGGUCACGGACGCCAACACGCAAGGCCUCGUGCAGUGGAGAACUAUCAACCGCACCAGCAGGCACGCCAGCACCAUGCGCCUGACCUCUGACCUGGCUCUGGUGAAGGAUGCAGUCUACAAGCCCAUCAUCGAAGACUGGGCAGCAAACCCCGAGAAGCUGGAUGUGGCGUUCGCGGCUGCCUGGGACAAGCUCUUGACGUCUGGCACCACCUGGUCCACAGCGAAGCGCUGCGAGACCACUGCCACCACCACAACCAGCGUUGACAGCGUUCAGACGUCCGUCUCCACGCCAAUCCGCCUUUCAAGCUUGCUGGUGCUUGGAGGCGCUUCUGCGGUGGCGCUCAGCUGA